AGGGUUGUCAUUUGGGGUCUAAUAUCUUUCUUGUUUCUUUGUGGAGCCAUGUACCUUGGACUUCUAAUUUUUUUUUUUUCCAGUCUAUACUUCCCUUAUGUUUAUAUUGUUCUGAAUUAUAAUGUUUUGAUUGAUAAAAGUUGCAUGUAUGAUUACUUUUACGCAAUCGUAUAGAUGGGAGAUUCACAAGGGAAUGGUAAAAGAAAAGAUUACAAAACUUGGAAUGCUGAAGAGAGCAAUGUUUUGCUUCAACUUAUGGUUGAAGGCGCCAAACUUGGAUUGCGUGAUAUUAAUGGUGUGAUAAGCAAACAAACAGUAGAGGCGAAGCUACUUCCUAAACUGAAGGAAAAACUUGGUUGUGAAAUAAGUUUUAGUCAUUACCAAAGUAGAGUGAAAUGGUUUAAGAAACAAUACACCAAUUACUCUCAACUUAUGCGUCAUAGUUCUGGAUUUGGGUGGGAUCCGAUCACAAAGAGAUUCACUGCUGAUGAUGAAGUAUGGGCAGAUUAUUUGAAGUCACAUCCAACGCAUGGGCACUUUCGGUCAGAAACUUUUCCAGACUAUGAGGACUUGAAAAUUGCAGUUGGAAAUGGAACUCGGAAGAAAACGGACCUUGGGGAAUUGAUGGAUUAG
Molecule: messenger RNA, 633 nt
Organism: Rosa chinensis
Lineage: Eukaryota; Viridiplantae; Streptophyta; Magnoliopsida; Rosales; Rosaceae
Exons: 3
Coding region: 175-633 (152 amino acids)
Source: RefSeq, a predicted model, not a curated record